CCCCGGCCAAGAUCAUCUCCUUCGGUGGCACCGUCACCACGCCCUGGAUGAAGGAUGUGCGGCUGCCGUGCAACUCGGUCGGGGAGCCGGUCCCUGCCCUCAAGUGGACCAAGGACAGCGAGGACUCCGCCAUCCCCGUGACGGUGGACGGCCAGCGCCUGAUCCAGGCCAACGGCACCUUGGUGCUGCGCUCGGUGAAGGCGGAGGACUCCGGCUACUACACCUGCACCGCCACCAACACCUGGGGCUUCGACACCAUCAUCAUCAACCUGCUGGUGCAAGUGCCCCCAGACCAGCCCCGCCUGACCGUCUCCAAGACCUCGGCAUCCUCCAUCACCCUGGCCUGGAUUCCGGGGGACAACGGGGGCAGCUCCAUCCGAGGCUUCGUGCUGCAGUACUCGGUGGACAACAGCGAGGAGUGGAAGGACGUGUUCAUCAGCUCCUCCGAGCGCUCCUUCAAGCUGGAGAGCCUCAAGUGCGGCCCCUGGUACAAGGUGAAGCCGGCGGCCAAGAACAGCGUGGGCGGCUGGAGCAGCGGGGGCUGCCCCAUCACCGCCAUCGUCCUGGAGUACCGGCCCAAGGGCAACUGGGUCUGGCAGAGCCUGCGCACCAACAGCUCGGGCGAGGUGUUCCUGACCGAGCUGCGCGAGGCCACGUGGUACGAGCUCCGCAUGAAGGCCUGCAACAGCGCCGGCUGCGGCAACGAGACCGCGCAGUUCGCCACGCUGGACUACGACGGCAGCACCAUCCCCCCCAUCAAGUCCGCCCAAGGGGAGGGUGAUGAUGUGAAGAAGCUGUUCACCAUCGCCUGCCCCGUCAUCCUGGCCACGCUGGGAGUGGCCCUGCUCUUCAUCAUCCGCAAGAAGAGGAAGGAGAAGCGGCUGAAGAGGCUGCGAGACCGCCGGGUCUGCGUCCCCUCUUACCGCAGCAAGAACAACCGCAGCUUCGACACGCCGGUGAAGGGACCCCCGCAGGGCCCCCGCCUGCACAUAGACAUCCCGCGGGUGCAGCUCCUCAUCGAGGACAAGGAAGGCAUCAAGCAGCUGGGGGACGACAAAGCCACCAUCCCGGUGACCGACACGGAGUUCAGCCAGGCGGUGAACCCCCAGAGCUUCUGCACGGGCGUCUCGCUGCAUCACCCGGCGCUGAUCCAGAACACGGGGCCCCUCAUCGACAUGUCGGACAUCCGCCCCGGCACCAGUAAGCGGCUGCGGUCCCCCCCAACCCGGUCCCCCAGCCAGUGGACCCUCACCAAGUGCCAGGCGUCCACCCCGGCGCGGACCCUCACCUCGGACUGGAGGACGGUGGGCUCCCAGCACGGCAUCACGGUCACCGAGAGCGACAGCUACAGCGCCAGCCUCUCUCAGGACACGGACAAGGGCCGCAACAGCAUGGUGUCCACCGAGAGCGCCUCGUCCACCUACGAGGAGCUGGCGCGGGCCUACGAGCACGCCAAGCUGGAGGAGCAGCUCCAACACGCCAAGUUCGAGAUCACCGAGUGCUUCAUCUCCGACAGCUCCUCGGACCAGAUGACCACCGGCACCACCGACAACGCCGACAGCAUGACCUCCAUGAGCACCCCCUCGGAGCCCGGCAUCUGCCGCUUCACCGCCUCCCCCCCCAAACCCCAGGACAGCGAGCGGGGCAAGAGCGUGGCCGUGCCCAUCCCGCACCGCGCCAGCAAGAGCGACUACUGCAACCUCCCGCUGUACGUCAAGUCGGAGGCCUUCUUCC
Messenger RNA from Mesitornis unicolor (brown roatelo), 1734 nucleotides. RefSeq names its product Down syndrome cell adhesion molecule-like protein 1. The transcript is spliced from 11 exons. Gene Ontology annotation, biological process: axon guidance; homophilic cell-cell adhesion; dendrite self-avoidance. Gene Ontology annotation, molecular function: cell-cell adhesion mediator activity. The annotation marks the transcript as partial. Lineage: Eukaryota; Metazoa; Chordata; Aves; Mesitornithiformes; Mesitornithidae. Gene Ontology annotation, cellular component: axon; plasma membrane. The record is from RefSeq and is a predicted model, not a curated record.